Molecule: messenger RNA, 5567 nt
Organism: Anolis carolinensis (green anole)
Lineage: Eukaryota; Metazoa; Chordata; Lepidosauria; Squamata; Anolidae
Product: complement C4
Exons: 41
Coding region: 68-5227 (1719 amino acids)
Biological process (GO): complement activation
Cellular component (GO): extracellular region
Molecular function (GO): protein binding; endopeptidase inhibitor activity
Source: RefSeq, a predicted model, not a curated record
GAUUGCAAAAUCCCUUCACAGUUUCAAAGCAGGGGAAUCGUCCACCCUGCAAAGACAGGGUCCAGAGAUGUCUCCUGGAAAGUGGCUACCGCUUUGGCUAACAUGGAUGGGGGCUUUGGUAGCCCUGAGCCAUCAAACUCCAAGGCUGCUGAUGGUCUCUCCCAGUGUGGUGACCGUAGGAGCAGAGGUGGGGGUUGUGCUUCAGGUGGAGGGCUCCUCUCACGGACUCUCGGGGACCCUAUAUUUCCGGAAUGAGAAUAAUGGGAGGCUGUGUUCUCGAGAGGUCCCGUUCAACCUUCCAUCAGAUGGCUCUGCAAGAAAGUUUUCACUGACGGUGACCCCCCAGCUCUUGUCCCAAUGUGGGGUAAAGCAACAACGAAGGGACCGCUACAUCCAACUAGUUGCCCGCAGUGAGCAGCUGCCCGGCCAUAAUGGUGUCCAGAGCCUGAAUCUCCGCUGGAGCUCCCGUCGAGGCUACCUUUUGGUGCAGACGGACAAGCCCAUAUAUACCCCAAAGCAAAGGGUGAAUUUCCGAGUCUUUGUUCUGGAUCACAAACUGCGGCCAAGCGUUGAACCUGUUACUAUCAUUAUUCAGAACCCACGGGGUCUCCAGGUGCGGAAGGUGGACCGUAUGCCACAAAAUUUUGUGAUCAAAGAUCACCUGUCAAUUCCUGACAUCUCGGAGCCCGGCACCUGGCGUAUCACAGCCCAUUUUUUGCAGACUCCAGAUUCCAAUACGACAACAGAGUUUGAGGUGAAAAAAUAUGUGCUCCCCCAUUUUGAGGUGACGAUUGUUCCAGAACGGAAGUAUAUCCUGAUCUCAGGGGACAAGGAUUUGCAAAUUGAGCUUCAGGCUAAAUUUUUCUAUGGAAAAGGUGUUGAAGGCACAGCUUACUUAAGGUUUGGUGUGAGUGAUGAAAAUGGUGAAAAAAUGUACAUACCCGGACUGGAACAACAGGUCAAGGUAACAGAUGGCCUUGGGAGCUUAACCCUAAAACGCAGCCUUCUCGCCGAAAAGCUGGGGCGCCCUCUGCAGGAUCUGGUUGGAACUUCUCUCUACAUUGCCGCCAUGGUCAUUGAGUCCGCAAGUGGCGAGUUGGAAGAACAGGAGCUCUCUUCAGUUAAAUUUGUGUCAUCUCCAUAUUCAGUGGACUUGUCCAAAACCAAGCACUAUUUUAUUCCCGGUGACCCCUUCGAAGUGCAAGCAACAGUUACACUUCCAGAUGGAUCACCAGCUCUCCACCUCCCAGUUCGCUUCUCAACCCAGCUAACUGGAGCCCAAGUUCCAGACGGUGCCAAUGCUAACAUCAAGAGUAACGACCGUGGGAUCGUCAAGCACAUCAUCAACACUCCGUCCAAAGCGACCUCCAUCACUGUCACGCUAACAGCAGGGGGGGAAUCUCCAGCAGAAGUCACUGUGACGGCCAAAGCCAUGAAUUCCCCAAAUGGGAAUUACUUGACCAUUAUAAGCCAAAGCCACCAAGUAGUGAGCCCAGGAAACUCCUUCACACUAAAUCUGAAAUAUGUUGGAUCGUCUGCCUUCUCCAACUUCUAUUAUAUGAUUUUGAACAAAGGGGACAUCGUGUCUGUAAACCAAGUGGCCCGUUCCUCCUUCACCGCCGUCCCCAUUCGCAUCACACCCAGCUUGAUGCCGGCAUUUCGCUUCGUGGCCUUCUACCGUCUCGGGGAUGAGGUUGUGGCAAACUCCGUCUGGGUGGAUGUUGAGGAUCACUGCGAGGGAAAACUGGAGCUCCGCAUAUCAGAACCUAGAAGCGAGUGGCAGCCUCAGGGCCGUGUGCCGCUCACCAUAACCACUGACACGCGAUCUGUCGUGUCUCUUUCUGCCACCGAUUCUGCCAUUUAUGCUCUCAGCCGGAAGAACCGCCUCACCCAGGGCAAGGUUUUCCAAGCCAUGGGAAGUUAUGAUCUUGGCUGCACUGCUGGGAGCGGAGAAAAUUCACUUGGUGUUUUUGCAGAUGCUGGGCUCUCCCUCCGUAUUGGUGACUUCCAGAGCCCCCUCCGGAAAGCACAUGGAUGCAGUGAGAAUGUUUCCCGGAAGAAGCGUUCAUUGCCGCUCCAGAUUGCGUUCCAGAAGACGGUUUCCAAGUACACUGAUCCCAAAGAUCAAAAGUGCUGUCGAGGUGGGAUGGAGCUGCUUCGCCAAGCGCGGUCAUGUGAGGACCGGGCAAAACGGAUCCGAGGAGAGAAUGCUGGGCAGUGUCGCAAAGUCUUCCUUGAGUGCUGCAAGCACGCCUCCAAGCUACGCCGCCAGUCCUGGGGAUCUCACCACCUUGGGCGGGUCCUGGAAGAUGAGGACGAGGAUUUCUUUGACGAUGGGUAUGUUGAAGUCCGAAGUUACUUCCCCGAGAGCUGGCUCUGGAAAACAUAUACUGUAGACAAGACACAUACGGAACAAUUAACUCUCCCUGAUUCCAUCACUACCUGGGAGAUACAGGCAGUCAGCAUGUCUUCUGAAACAGGAAUCUGUAUCUCAGAACCCCUUCAGAUUAGAGUCUUCCAGAAUUUCCACAUCUCUCUAAGGCUUCCGUACUCGGUGAAACGGUUUGAGCAGAUAGAGCUUCGCCCAGUUCUGUACAACUACAACUCUCAGCAAGUCAAUGCCUUGGUUUAUCUGGAGCCGGCCGAGGGCAUCUGCUCUCCAGCCACGGUGGGCCCCGAGCGGAAGCAGCGAGUGGUGGUUCCUGGGAACUCGGCCGUCCCCGUGCCCUUCGUCUUGGUGCCCAUGGGAGCGAGCGAUAUCCCCAUCACUGUGGUCGCCCUCGGUGGCUUUGGAGCAGGAGACAAAGUUUCCAAGAAACUACGGGUUGAGAGAGAGGGAGCUGUCCAACUGGAAGAAUAUACCAUUGCCCUGGACAACCAAGACAGACGCUCCGAAUCUGUGGAGAUUUCAGGCGACAUGCCCUCCAAUGCCAUUCCUGAUGGAGACUUCAAGAUGAGUGUUCUCUUGACAGGAUCGGUGCCAACUGACACCUUGCAAAGUUCUCUGACCCCAGAAGGCCUGACGUCUCUGCUGCGAGUUCCACGAGGAUGUGGAGAACAAACAAUGGUCUUGUUAGCCCCUGGAGUCUAUGCAAUGCACUACCUGGACAAGACGGAGCAAUGGCUGCACCUGAAAGCAGACAGCAAGGAAAAGGCACUGGAAAACCUCCGCAUAGGCUAUGAGCGAAUGUUCAUCUUCCGGAAGAAGGAUGGCUCGUAUGGAGCUUGGCCGGACGAUCCCAGCGGUACAUGGCUGACAGCCUUUGUGGUCAAGGUUUUAUCACUGAGCCGUGACUACCAGGGUGUGGAUGAAGUGAAGCUCCUUGAGUCGGUGCAAUGGCUCCUGGGAAAACAAAAGUCCGACGGCUCCUUCCAAGAUCCCCAUCCUGUCUAUCACCGAGAGAUGCAGGGAGGUGUUGGCGGACUUCACGGGGGAAUUUCCCUUACUGCAUUCGUUGCCAUUGCACUUAAGCAGGCCUUGGCUGUGUAUGAAGGGAAACCCAUGCUUGAUGCAGCCCUGAAAACCCAGCUGAACCAAGUGAACUUAAGCCUGGCUCAAGCCACCUCCUACCUUGCCACCUCGCUGAACGAUCAAUCGCUGGGCCCUUACCCUGUUGCCAUCGCCAGCUAUGCCCUUGCGCUUGCUUCUGAUGACCAGUCGGCCAUUACUACUGCGGGUGUCCUCUUGAUGGAACGUGCUACUGAAGAUCAAAACAAAACCAUAAUGUUCUGGGCAGUGGAAGAGAAGGACCGCUUGCAAGGAGAAAUAAACUCCCGCCGAGUCCCAGCUGCUUCAGCCAUCACAGUGGAAGCCACAGCCUAUGCCCUCCUCUACUUGGUGAAGCGGAAAGAUGAUCCAAGGGCCAGCAAAGUGGCUCGGUGGCUGACGGAGCAGAGGAACUAUGGCGGAGGCUUCAGAUCAACUCAGGAUACUGUGGUAGCACUGGAAGCCUUGUCUUGUUACUGGAUCAGCACCUUCAAAGAGGAUGAUAAUGAACUGAAGGUGACCCUCAACAUCCCAGGCAGACGUUUGCCGAUAUUUCUUUCAUUUGGAAGGUCCGAUGAUCCAGUCCAGGAAGAACUGCAGUUUUCCUUGGGAACCAACAUCAAUGUAAAGGUGGAAGGGAAAGGAAAGGGGACUUUAACUGUCCUCAAGCAAUUUAACAUCUUAACUAUGCAGAACACUUCAUGCCAAACCCUCGGGUUGGAAGUGACCCUGAGCGGGUCUGUUCAGCGUCAACCUGAUGCUUAUGAUUACUAUUAUGAAUAUGAAGAUGAGGCUGAAACAUCAUCACAGCCUGCUGACCAGCCAUUAUCGCCCAUUGAGUUGUUUGAUGCCCGCCGCCGCCGGAAGAGACAGGCCAAAGAGCCUGGACAGCCACAACGGGAUGUCACCUACAAUGUCUGCUUCUGGAGACAACCAGGGGCACAUGUCACUGGCAUGGUCAUUGUGGACAUCACCCUGCUUAGUGGAUUCCAACCUGAUGAAGGGGACCUUAACCAGCUACGCGAUGUCCCAGAUCGAUACAUCAGCCAUUGGGAGCUUCAAGGACGACGGCUGAUGCUGUAUAUCGACUCGGUGCCCGAAUCAGAACGUGAAUGCUUAGCAUUUAAAGCCAAGCAGACAGUACCGGUUGGGAAGCUCCAGCCGGCCAGUGCCACCAUCUAUGAUUUUUAUGAACCAGAUCAGCGCUGCAACAUCUUCUAUGGUGCUCCCAACAAACCUCAGUAUGUCUCUGCCUUAUGCUCCGAUGACGUCUGCCAAUGUGCUGAAGGAGCCUGUCCACGCUUGAAGCAUACCAUUGAGGAUGGCAUUACAGAAGAUACUCGCAUGGAGUUUGCAUGCUACAGUCCUCGGGUGCAAUAUGCGUUCCGAGCCCGAGUGGCACGUGAGAGUCAGGAAAGCGCCUUCCGCGUCUAUGAAGUGACAAUCCUGGAGCCCUUGUACUUCACCGCAGACAGUGGGAUUGCCACUGAUGCAACACGGCGCUUCGUGGUGCGUGCAGCGUGUCGGACACGCUUGGCCACAGGCCGCGAGUACCUCUUGAUGGGCCGUGAUGGAGAAACCCGUGACUCCGAAGGCCGCCCCCAGUACCUACUGGAUAAGGACUCCUGGGUGGAGGAGCUUCCUCCCCCCAAAAUCUGUGGAGCCACCAGGAAUCGCAAUGCUUGCUCUCAGCUCCAAAGCUUCAUGUCCUCCUUUGCUGAGAAUGGCUGUCGCGUCUGAGCCAGAAAACAGGAUCCCUCCAGCCCUCUUUCAUAUCAAUGCACCCAAAACGCUGACUCUUUAGAGGGAUGAGAGAUCACUACACAAUAAUCUACUUUUUAUUCCCUCUAUCAAUUGCCAUUUCAGGCUUCAUGAUCAAAGCACACAUAGUUAACAAGACCCAUCAUCCUCCAGAACUGCCCUCAGAGCACACUGCAACUAAUCCUGCUGCCAUUGUUUUUUUUAUUAACAUUUUACAUUUUUUAAACCCUUCUUGCCUUUUGCACUAGCAGUCAUGACUUGCAAGUUGUUUGCACUAUUUUAAACUACUGUUUACUCAAUAAAAAAAUUGUAUCCUUUA